AAUUCAUGGUUCAAUGAAUUUCGUGGAAAGAUCUCAAUAUAGAUUUGAAUAUCAAUUCGUAGAAAAAACUUGCAAUUCUAAGUAUUGUAGAAAGAGUAUGUUUACUUAUUAAGAUAACAAAACGCAUGUGUAAAUUUGAAAAACAGAAAGUCACAUAUUGCAGAAGGAGCAUCUGGUGCCAUGCCCUAAACGUUUACCAAUGGUACAACAGACAAUGAGUGGAGCUACCCGCACAACGGACGAGGAGUCGCUCCACUUCCUGGAAACGAUUUUCUCCACCCCAGAUCUUGGAGUCCUGGCCCUAGAGUCUAAAUGCCGGCGAUUUUGUGAUCACUACACGGGAUUGUCUGCAGAUGACAGAAUCAGUUUUUUGACGGUUCUUGCCAAACAGUACGGUGUCAAUCAAAGCAAUGUUGUCCAGGUGGCUACGAGUGUUGUUAAUGCACAGGAGAGAGAAGCUCUAUUACUCAUGACUGAGGAACGAUUACGUCACACAUUAAUCCCACAGUACCAGCAACUGUUCAGUAAGAUUGGGAGAAUUGAAGGUGGAGUGAAGUUCUUGGUCGACAUGCGCGCAGAUAUUCUGACGCACUUGCCAGGCGCUCAGAGUGAGGAGUACAAGGCGCACAUGCGCAUUCUACAGCAGACAAUCAGAGACCUCCUGGCUCUAUGGUUUUCUGUUGGCUUCCUUCAUCUCCAGAGAAUCACGUGGCAGAGCCCAUGUGAUAUGGUUCAAAAGAUUUCUAUGUAUGAGGCAGUCCAUCCUAUACGGGAUAUGAACGACCUGAAGCGUCGUGUGGGAUCAUACCGCCGUUGUUUUGUGUUCACUCACCGCAGUAUGCCGGGGGAACCUGUUGUUGUCCUACAUACGGCACUCACCAAUAGCAUUUCUAGUAGCAUUCAUUCAAUAUUGAAAACGCCUACUUUCUCGGGAUCAAAAAUAGAAACUGAUUCUUCGAACGAUGGAGAUGUGGACGAAAAGGAGGAUCCUAAUAAAAUAUCGGCAGCUAUAUUUUACUCUAUCACUUCAACACAAAAAGGUCUCCAGGGAGUCGACCUAGGUAACUACCUGAUAAAGACGGUUGUCAAGGAAGUGCAGAACGAAUUUAAGGGCAUUACACAAUUUUCUAGCCUGUCUCCUAUCCCGGGCUUCAAGACGUGGCUAAUUACAGAGAUAAACAGGAUAAUACACAUGCAAGAAAUAGGAGAACAACAUCCAGAGCUUCUUUUAGAAAAAGAAAUCGAGAUGAUGAAAAAUGCACUUUCUGUUCCAGACCAUAGUGUUCUUAAGACAUUAAAAGAUUUAAUCCAAACCCACGGAUGGAUUCAAAAUGAAAGUAUUUCUGAAAUAAUUAAAGGAAUUUUAUUAAGGCUGUGUGGACGCUAUUUAUUUAUUGAAAAGAGAAGAGGAUUCGCCUUGAACCCCGUGGCUAACUUCCAUCUUGGUAACGGGGCAGUUUUAUGGCGUUUGAACUGGAAAGCAGACAUGUCAAUGCGUGGGAUCAACCAGUCAUGCGGAAUGAUGGUCAAUUACCGCUAUUAUCUGGAAAACACAGAGGAAAAUAGUCAAAAGUACCUAGAAAAUCAGACUAUAACAGCGUCCCAAGGUUUCUUAAAACUUGUAGAGAAUGGGAUAUAAAACUGUUAUUUUGCAUAUCUAAAUUUCCUAAUAGAAAAAGACAAACAUUUUAUAUAUUUGAAAUAUUGGGCUAAAUGUACAUGUAGAAUGUGGUAAAUGUGAAAUAAGUACUGAUAAAUGAUCUCGAAUAUGUCUGCAUUUUACUUAGUUUUGUUAUUUGAUUUUAUUUCAUAACAUUUCCAUGUAAUUUAUUUUCAUUAUAUA
Molecule: messenger RNA, 1843 nt
Organism: Saccostrea cuccullata (small rock oyster)
Lineage: Eukaryota; Metazoa; Mollusca; Bivalvia; Ostreida; Ostreidae
Product: malonyl-CoA decarboxylase, mitochondrial-like
Exons: 10
Coding region: 200-1639 (479 amino acids)
Biological process (GO): malonyl-CoA catabolic process; acetyl-CoA biosynthetic process; fatty acid biosynthetic process
Cellular component (GO): mitochondrial matrix; peroxisomal matrix
Molecular function (GO): malonyl-CoA decarboxylase activity
Source: RefSeq, a predicted model, not a curated record